AAAAAAUUAUUUUUAAAAGUAAAAAUUUAUGGUUUUUGAGUUUAUUGCUUGCGGCGUGGUUACAUAUUUAGCUUUAGGGUUUUGAUAUUAUUGUCUUUGUUGAUGGGAUUUUUUUAAUUUUUGGAAGUAUAGCUCGUAGUUCUAUUACUUACAUUAGUUGAUUCUUUGCCCUGUGGGAUUCAUGGUUGUAACUCCAGCGUAUAUACAGAGAUUGUUACUGGUCGUUAAUGGAGGAAGUAAAGCUCAAGCAUAGAGAGUAUUGUUGGAUGUUUGGAAUGAGUGUUUUUCAGGAAGAUGAGAAUAAGAGUAAUAAGGAUGGUACUCUAGGAAUUGGAGAGAACAACGGGAAUGCGGUCAUCAGUAAUACGUGUGGGGUUCAUGGCUGUAAGUCGAAGGCAAUGGCGCUUACGAGGUUCUGUCAUAUGUAUAUAUUGUCAGAUUCCAAGCAAAAGUUGUACAAGGCUUGCAGUUUUGUCAUUAAAAGGGAAAUUGAAGUGAUCAAAUUUGAAGGGUCGCCGCAAGUCAAUUUGAUCACAUUGAAGUGGAUGAUGUAGAGUUUUUGAACUAUUCUAAAAGUUUGAAUACAUUAUAUUUGAUUUUGUGAAAUAUAUUCAUUGCUAUAAUAUAUUGAACUAUUGUAAGAGUACUUUUUGAACUAUUGUGUACACAUAUUUAGAAUAUUGCUUUAUAAGUAUGUGUAUGUACACAAGA
Molecule: messenger RNA, 711 nt
Organism: Solanum tuberosum (potato)
Lineage: Eukaryota; Viridiplantae; Streptophyta; Magnoliopsida; Solanales; Solanaceae
Exons: 2
Coding region: 228-554 (108 amino acids)
Cellular component (GO): NSL complex
Source: RefSeq, a predicted model, not a curated record